AUGACGACAGGCUUGAUAUCAGAAGACACGACAGAAUGGAUUGUCCUUAUCCCAGAUGUCGAAGGAUCGCUCAAUACGCGAAUGAGGGUGAGAGAGACUCAUGUCAAAGAAAUGAUCCAGCACAUUGACUCUGGUCUCUUUCAAAUGGGAGGCGCCACACUCGAUGGGCUUUGUAUCAAUGGAAGCGCUAUCAUUGCUCGUGCCAAAUCCGAAGUAGACAUAUUAGCUGUUCUCCAGGCUGAUAUUUACGCAAGAAGUGGAGUUUGGGAUCUAGACAAAGCGAAGUUUAUCUCUAUAAGUACAUAA
Molecule: messenger RNA, 306 nt
Organism: Fusarium venenatum
Lineage: Eukaryota; Fungi; Ascomycota; Sordariomycetes; Hypocreales; Nectriaceae
Source: RefSeq, a predicted model, not a curated record